AUGGCGGCCAAAGAACUCACGGGCUCUUGCAUGGACUGCAAAGAUGCUGAUGCCGUCUUGACUACCCGGAAUAGGUCACUUUGUGGUCCCUGCUACCAGGUCUUUCUAGAACACAAGGUUUAUAAACGUAUGGAGAGAUACAGGAAGUAUCCAGACCCAGGAUCACCGUCGUAUCGAUUACUCCUUCCGCUUUCCCUCGGGGUCUCGUCUUCCUCUCUGUUGCGAAUGUUAAAUACGGGCAUGGAUCGCCAGCUUUCUAAAAAUGCGAGAACAUCAUACACCGUUGAAGUACUUGCUAUUGAGCCAUUUACCCACGCGUUCGACGAAGCCUCAUACACCAAACGAUAUCAAGCAGCUCGGGAGUCCUUCUCCAAGUAUAAUUUCAAUCGGAUUCCGCUCCACAGUAUCUUUGACUAUGUUCCCAACAUGACGGAGGCUAUGGAGGAGUAUGUGGGUUCUCGAUUUAAAGAUGAUACUACUCGAUCCAACGAAGAACGUCUGGCUGCUUUUCGCAGCGCCAACUCCACUGCAACAUCGAAGGCGGACCUUGACAAUGUUCUAUUUACACAGCUUGUUGUGGGUUAUGCGAAGCAUGCGGGCUGUGAGUCCAUUCUCUGGGCGGAUUCAGAUACUAGCCUUGCGGCGAAGACCCUUGCUGGUGCCGCUAAAGGCCGCGGUGCCGCUUUAACGUGGCAAGUAUCAGAUGCAAUGUCCCCUUGGGGGGUACGAUUUGAUUUCCCAUGCCGUGAUAUCUCCAAACCAGAGCUGGCACUAUACGAGUCCGUUUCCCCAGACCUUUCCGACAUGGUUAUUCCAGACGAACCAUUGUCGGAGAACAUUCUCACAAAAAACCUGUCUAUCGAUGAACUUAUGUUGCGGUACGUGACUACCCAGGGCGAAAAAUACCCUGGUGUCAUGGCGAAUGUGUCAAGGACUGCAAAUAAACUUGACUCCUACUCAUCGCUUGACAGUACUGUUUGCUCGCUGUGUGGGGCAAUAGUAGAGAAUGUUAAGGGCAAUGAAACUGGAAUUACGGUUUCCAGCCAGUUCUCUUUGAAAAAGCCUCAGUUUUGCUAUGGAUGCACGCGAUCUCGUCCCGAGAUUAAUGCUUAA
Molecule: messenger RNA, 1113 nt
Organism: Penicillium angulare
Lineage: Eukaryota; Fungi; Ascomycota; Eurotiomycetes; Eurotiales; Aspergillaceae
Exons: 2
Coding region: 1-1113 (370 amino acids)
Biological process (GO): tRNA wobble position uridine thiolation
Cellular component (GO): cytosol
Molecular function (GO): sulfurtransferase activity; tRNA binding
Source: RefSeq, a predicted model, not a curated record